GUUUGCCAAUAAUCUAGUUUCUUGUUUAUACGGCACCUGUUUGGCUGUUUCUUGAAUUUUAUUAGCUCUUUUUUUCUUCUUCUAGUUUUCUCCUCUGACUCUAUCUGGAGCUCAAGGUUGCAGAUCCACAAGGUCUUUGAACCUGAUCAUCCCCAUGUAUUACAGAGUAGAUAUCCAGUAAUGUCUUUCUGGUGAUAGUAUUACAUUAGCAGAAUAGUUCUUCUUUGCCAUUCUUGAAGAUGGACAGGGAAGACGCAUCUGGCUUUGUGAGUGGCGGAAAUUUAUUAUUUCCCAAGCCUUUCCAAUAUAUGCUUUUAUAGGUGUUAUGUGCUAAGUGGUAGUUAUUUAGGAACCUCUCUAUCUACUAUAUCCUUCUCCAUCUUCAUAUGAAUUCGAAUCACGGUGGAGCCAAUGCCACCGGCAUCAAUAUGGGUGACAACUCUCUUAGGCUCAAGUCCCUGGAGGACUCUCAAAGCCAUUUUUCUUCUGAGGUUUCUAAUUGCACUAAUGAUGAUGGCUGCCGCUUGGUCCUUGGAUUAGGUCCAACAUCAGCUUCAUACUAUUUUAGCAACAAAGGUUAUGGUUCUGGAUUCACUCAAGAACGAGGUGGUUCAGCUCUGCAACUUGGUCUUCCAGCUUUAAGUAUAGACACUCUCGGUGGACCUGAUUGUUCACUGUCUACAUACACAGAGAUCAAUACUAGCAGACAACGUGUGGUUGAUGAAGGUUCUACUUCUGCAAAGAGAUCAGGCGGUUACAUGCCAUCACUUCUGUAUGAUCAUUCACAAGUGAGUCUAGAGUCAUCACCUCACACAACAUUCUCUGUACAACAGAGAACUUACAACCCGAAGAAGUGCAACUUCAUGGGAUGUGUGAAGGUAUCCCGAGGAGGGUCAGGUCUCUGCAUCAGCCAUGGAGGAGGGCAGAGAUGCCAAAAGCCAAGCUGCAACAAAGGCGCAGAGGGUAAAACCCCUUUUUGCAAAACACACGGUGGAGGGAAGAGAUGUGAACACUUGGGAUGCACUAAGAGCGCCGAAAGAAAAACAGAUUACUGCAUAUCACAUGGUGGUGGAAGACGUUGUGAGUUCACCGAAGGAUGUGACAAAGCAGCGCGUGGUAAAUCAGGUCUCUGCAUCAAACACGGUGGUGGCAAAAGAUGUAUCAUAGAAAGCUGUACACGAAGUGCUGAAGGAACAGCUGGUCUUUGUAUAUCUCAUGGUGGUGGGAAACGUUGUCAGUUUGCUUCAGGUUGUGAUAAAGGAGCUCAAGGGAGUACUAACUACUGCAAAGCUCAUGGAGGUGGGAAACGCUGUAUAUUCACAGGGUGUAGUAAAGGAGCAGAAGGGAGUACUCCUCUGUGUAAAGGACACGGUGGUGGGAAACGUUGUCUCUUUGAUGGAGGUGGGAUUUGCUCUAAGAGUGUACAUGGUGGGACUAGCUUCUGUGUAGCUCAUGGUGGUGGGAAGAGAUGUGUUGUGGCUGGGUGUAGUAAGAGUGCUCGUGGUCGAACUGACUGUUGUGUUAAGCACGGUGGUGGGAAACGGUGUGUGGUUGAUGAGUGUGGGAAGAGUGCUCAAGGUAGUAGUGAUUUGUGCAAAGCUCAUGGUGGUGGGAAACGGUGUUCUUGGGGAGACGGGGGAUGUGAGAAGUUUGCUAGAGGGAAAAGUGGUUUAUGUGCUAAGCAUAACAGUUUUAUGUCUAAGGAGAAAGAAGAAGAAGAUGGAGGAAGCAAGAGUGGUUUGAUUGGACCGGGGCUAUUCAGUGGCCUUGUUGUUGGUUCUGCUUCUGAUGAUCAUUCUCAGUCUGAAGUUAGUGCUAUACAGUUGGAGAAAAGGCAGCAGAAGAAGGUGAUGAUACCGAUGCAGGUUCUUGUACCUUCAUCAAUGAGAUCUCUAAGUGAUUCACAUCAUGAAGGAGAAACAAACAUGUUAGACUUUAUGAUUCCGGAGGAGAGAGUUCACGGUGGAGGGCUAAUGAUGUCUUUACUUGGUGGUAGCCUGAAACAACCUUCCACUGAUGGAAUCUAAAUGCUUUCUCUUUGUAAGUGUUACCUGUUGUUCAGCACAAACCUUUGUAAAGCUGUAAAUGUGUGUGUGUGUUUUAUGUUGCUCUUUUGUUUGUCAACUAAACCGUAUUUGAACCGAAUUAAACCGGUCUAAAACGUAUUACAUGUUAAAAAAGUUGCUUAGUUUGGGCCUUUGGUGGGCUUCUUUAUAACUACCAAUACAAUUA
This is a messenger RNA of Eruca vesicaria subsp. sativa (arugula), 2232 nucleotides long. The record is from the annotation of a GenBank genome assembly. Lineage: Eukaryota; Viridiplantae; Streptophyta; Magnoliopsida; Brassicales; Brassicaceae.